UGUGGUAGGUGACCACUGAAACUUCCAAGCUCAAAAUUCCAGUCUGGUUUUCUAUUUUAUGUAUAUACAUUUUUGAAUUUUAAACUGCAUUCUUGAAUGCUGUUCGCUAUUGAAUUGUGAUUAGUGAACUGUGAACUGCGUUCCGAAACCUAAUUGCCCUACUAUGUCCGGCUACACGACAUCCGGCUACACGACAUUUUGUCUAGCUGGCAUUUCGUGUGCUUUAAUUAAAUGUACAGGACACAAAGUUUAUAUCCCCCCACUUGCUGCUGUGCAUUUAAAUUAUCGAUUUUGUUGUAUAAUGACUGCAGUUUUGAUGUCAUUUCUGUGAUGUACCAAAAACAAUCGACCUAACUUCCCUGAGCAUGGAUUUCUCCACGGAUAAUUUGACAGCUGUGGGUCGGGAUAGUUUCACGGCUGUGAGUCGUGUUUCAGCUUCCCUUCUCGUGGUGGCCGUACUCCAGCUUACCGUGAUCGGUGCAAUCCUGGCCGCACAGCUGUAUGUGCUGAUGACAGCUGGGAGGUAUCUACACACCGCCCCCUGGCUGUCCAUGCUAUGGAUUGGGAUUCCCCACACCCUCCGCUACGGACAAAUCCUGUAUAACUUGGUGAGUCUGCGACCAGCUCUGUGUCAAGAUAUGUAUACUUUUACUUUAGUCUAUUCUGCAUGGAUAUUAACAAUGUUGGUAUUUGUCAACAAGGAAGACUUUCUAAAUGCAAGGAAUAUUGUAACCAUGUGUUUGGUGGGCCUCUCCACUUGUUGCUUACUGUUGAAAUAUCACUACAUGGAGAACACGGAAGGAGCACUUUACCAAUCUGGACUAUUUUGUCGACCAGCCGGAGACAUGCUGCCGGUGUUCGCCCAGGAAUAUUUCACGCUCUAUAUCCCCUCGCUGGUGAUUGGAAUUAUUCUGCGAACCCUGAAAAUCAAUGGCGACCGUCCAUCAUGUCAGGAGUGCAAGGAGUGGGAUAACAUACAGCGCCAUCUACUGGGACUAUACGCCUUUUUUCUACUGAUUCUGAGACCAAUACAGAUAUACUACUUUGCAACUUUGGACUUUCAGUAUUCCGACGUACUUCUUAGUCAUGUCAAUUUAAUAUCAUUUUUAUAUGUGUGUAUGGAAACGGUCAAAGUUCCUGUUCCAGCGAAACAGUGCAGUGACAUUUCCCAAAAUCAGUAGCAUACCGGUAUAUGAAAACGGUCAAAGUUACUAUUCCAGCGAAACAGUGCAGUGACAUUUCCGAAGAUCUGUGGCAUAUAUAUACAACAUUAGUGACGUAUCGGACACAGAACGAGCCAAACAAGUGUAGGAACAAACUGACAACACUCCAACUAUCAAAUAUAUUUGUUCUCAAUCUAUGAUCCAGAAGUAAAUUAGUAGGAUAUCAAACAUUUCACAAAAUC
Messenger RNA from Ostrea edulis (European flat oyster), 1405 nucleotides. RefSeq lists its product as uncharacterized. The transcript is spliced from 2 exons. The record is from RefSeq and is a predicted model, not a curated record. The coding region runs from base 366 to 1181 and encodes 271 amino acids. Lineage: Eukaryota; Metazoa; Mollusca; Bivalvia; Ostreida; Ostreidae.